AUGUCUCCGCCCAUGUCGUCCUCGCGAGAGAAGGAGUCGAAUGUUGCCCGUCUCCUGGGCUCCGGCUCCGCCGGUAUCGCAGAGCUUAUGCUCUUCCACCCUGUCGAUACCAUUGCCAAGCGAUUGAUGAGCAACCAGACCCGUAUCACCAGCGCUUCGCAAUUAAAUACCGUCAUAUUCAAGGAGAAGGCCGCGGCGGGACUUGGCACCAAGUUCUUCUCUCUCUUCCCUGGUCUCGGCUACGCGGCGGGCUACAAGGUCCUCCAAAGGAUAUACAAGUAUGGCGGUCAGCCCGUCGCACGAGACUUCCUCGGCACCCACUACGGAAAGGACUUUGAGCAGGCCUUUGGCAAGAAGACUGGCAAGGCCAUUAUGCACUCUACGGCCGGAAGUUUGAUUGGUAUCGGCGAGAUCGUCCUCCUUCCCCUCGACGUACUCAAGAUUAAGCGACAGACAAACCCUGAGGCUUUCAAGGGACGAGGUGUACUCAAGAUUGUUAAGGAUGAGGGCUUUGGCCUCUACCGGGGAUGGGGAUGGACUGCGGCCCGAAACGCUCCCGGAUCCUUCGCGCUCUUCGGCGGUUCUGCUUUCACCAAGGAAUACGUCUUCCAUCUUCAGGAUUACAACUCGGCCACCUGGUUCCAGAACUUCGUCGCUUCGAUCGCCGGUGCCUCUGCCUCGCUAGUGGUUUCCGCUCCUCUCGACGUUAUCAAGACCCGAAUCCAGAACAAGAACUUCGACAACCCCGAGAGUGGAUUCAGGAUUCUCUCGAACAUGGCUAGGCACGAAGGAUUUAGCAGCUUCUUCAAGGGUCUGGUACCUAAGCUCCUUAUGACUGGUCCUAAGCUUGUGUUCUCCUUCUGGCUCGCGCAAACCCUCAUCCCUGCUUUCGACAAGGCUCUCGCGAAAUAA
Messenger RNA from Scedosporium apiospermum, 912 nucleotides. RefSeq lists its product as uncharacterized. Gene Ontology annotation, molecular function: guanine nucleotide transmembrane transporter activity. Bases 1 to 912 code for a protein of 303 amino acids. The transcript has 7 exons. The record is from RefSeq and is a predicted model, not a curated record. Gene Ontology annotation, cellular component: mitochondrion. Lineage: Eukaryota; Fungi; Ascomycota; Sordariomycetes; Microascales; Microascaceae.